This is a messenger RNA of Medicago truncatula (barrel medic), 1389 nucleotides long. RefSeq lists its product as uncharacterized. NCBI's taxonomy places the organism in Eukaryota, Viridiplantae, Streptophyta, Magnoliopsida, Fabales, Fabaceae. The record is from RefSeq and is a predicted model, not a curated record. The coding region runs from base 269 to 1234 and encodes 321 amino acids. The transcript has 4 exons.
GUGUUCUUAAUAGUUUGUUUUUCACACUGAAACAAGAGACUUACUUGUUUGUUUUCACACUAAUUUAAGACCAUGUAUCAUCCAUAAUCCUUUACUAUAUUUCAUCUUCUAAUAUCCCUUCCAAAAACCCAGGAAAAGUUUGAAGACGACAUCUUGAGUUGACCUGACAAAUAUAUUUGGAAUCUCACAGCUUCAUCCUCAAAUCAACAUUCUAAGAUUCAUCUUAUUCAAUAGCUUCGUUCAAGAUUGUUAGGGGAAAUUUGAUAAGAUGGAAAUAGAGACUAAAUUUUUUUGUGAGAGCAUAAAGACUUUAAUUGAUGAGCUGAAAAUAUUUGGAGCUGUUGUGAACCAGCGAAUCCUCUGUUUGGAUGAACUUCAAAAUUUAGGAAGCAAAAUUGAAUAUCUUCUGUGCAAGCAAAUUGAUGAUGAUGUUCUUAUACAAAAUAAGGGUUCAAGUGGAGGAAAUAUUAAGGCCAUUCAUUCUGGUUUGAGGCCUUCCAAUAUCCUGAAUUUGAUCCAAACAUCUUUUAAACGAGGAGAACUACAAAACCAAGGACUCAUUGAAGUUUUUUAUAUCUGUCUUUCUAAGGGUAAUAGUAGAAGGAUUCAUUUUGGUUUGGAGCCUCCCAAAUUCCAGAAUGUUCUCUUUGUAGAGUGUCCUACAACAUACCAUUUGAAGUUCCAUAUUUGCGUUAAUAAAGAGGGGCAAAUAAACAGCAUUACAUGGAACAAGAAGAUGUCUCUACAUAACAAUGAACCCUUUCUUGACUUCAAAUUUAAACAACCAUUAGCCAAGGAUGGAAAAAUAACUUCACAAUUGCAACACAACUCCACUAGUAGUAAUUAUCCAUAUAAGUACAAGGAAACCAUGCCAAGAUCAUAUCCUAAAUUUAAGCACAAACGUGAGGAAAUUGCACAAUAUGUUUCAUUUGUUGUAGUCUUGACCAUUUUAUUUGGUUCCCUUUUCUUUGACAUGUGGAUCGAGCCAUUACUUAUGAAGGUCCAACGUGGUCCAAUAUGGGUGUCCUCACUCAGGUUUUUUGGUUUUAUGGCGUUUGUUUGGGCCGUUGCUAUAAUGAUUCUUGUUGGUGUACCCUUCGUCCGAGUGCAGAGGGUUGUGUUUAUCUUCUGGGCUAUUUUGAUGCAUCUUAAAUCGCACAAUUCAAUCACCGCAAUGUGUGUUCCAAUACUCGGAAUAGUUGUCUUUGGGGUGUUUGCUCGUGGAAAAUUUUAGAGAAUAUUGGAGUUAAAUUUGCAACUUGUGUUUCGUGUUGUAUUAUGUGCUUGUAAUGUAAUAUAUAUUGGUGUUCACCAAAAAAAACCUUUCCUUGGUAGCACCACUUUGUGCACUAAACUUGUGUUUUAAUUAAUUAUUAACAUUUUGUUCAA